Messenger RNA from Cercospora beticola, 1281 nucleotides. RefSeq lists its product as uncharacterized. Gene Ontology annotation, molecular function: L-ascorbic acid binding; procollagen-proline 4-dioxygenase activity; iron ion binding. The record is from RefSeq and is a predicted model, not a curated record. Lineage: Eukaryota; Fungi; Ascomycota; Dothideomycetes; Mycosphaerellales; Mycosphaerellaceae. Gene Ontology annotation, cellular component: endoplasmic reticulum. Gene Ontology annotation, biological process: peptidyl-proline hydroxylation to 4-hydroxy-L-proline.
GCAUAUGCGGAUUGCUCGUCCAGACGAUCCAAUAUGGGUGGCCGCAUUGGAUUGCAAGGAACGGUCAGUACCACGGGGUCACCGGACUUCGUCACGAGGGGUACGGUCUGUGCGACACUCUCCGUACUGAUUGCUCUCGUCUUCUUGACCACCGACAUGUCGUCACCGAACCCCUUGAAGCAGCAGGUCGAGGACGUGCAUGAAUGGUUCCGAGCGGGAGCUACAACGUCUGGAGUGAACAUCAUGCAAACCUCGACCGAGAGUUCGCCGUCUCUGGCUGACCACUACACCGACGGCUGCCCCGAGCAUCGUCCCCAAAGCCGACUCAUCUCGAUGGACCCGCUGAUGAUCUACGUUGAACAACUACUCACGCGGGACGAGGCUGCCCACGUACUGCGCAUGGCAGAACCCCACUACAAGCCAUCAGCAGUCGUACAGCCUGACGGCAAAAAGUACGACAGCGACUUCCGGAAAUCCGUCUCGGCGAGAAUCCCCUACGACCCGGUUGUGGCAUGUAUCCGCAAACGCGUUGCCGACUUUCAAGCUUUCACGCCCGUGGAGAAUGUGGAAGAAAUCUUCGUCGUCAAGUACGGCAUGGAGGACCACAUCCAACACCAUUUGGAUUGGCAUGAAGCAUUGAUCAACCCUCGAGUGACGACAUUCUUCGUGUACGUGGCAUGCGAUGAUGGUAUGGGAGGACAGUGUCAGGGAGGCGAGACCAACUUUCCCAACUGGCCCGGAGAGACGGCUUCGGAAUGGUGUGAGCGCGGAUUGGUGAACUGCGAAGCGCGAUUCCCAGGGAUCAGUUUCCGUCCGAUCGUGGGCAACGCAGUCUUUUGGAACAAUUAUCACUCCAAUGGUACCGGCAUUGAGACGACCUUGCACGCUGGUCUGCCGGUGACGAAGGGCACCAAGGCGGGUUUGAAUGUCUGGACCAGAAAACACAAAGCCUCGAACACGGAUGUGCUCAAAGUACAUGACAGAAGUCAACUAUCGGACAAGGACAGAGCUUCGUGUGACGCGGAGUCGCAGACUGGCCCCUGUUAUGUCAGAGUCUGAGAGUGCAGCAGAAGGGAAGCUCCACACAAAACUUAAAUUGCGUGCGUUCCUCCACGGAAAGAAUUGGAAACGAAAGAUGGGAUGGUAAAUCGCGGCAUCAGACUGUAAUUCUGCUAUGGGUAGUGACAAUGCAACAGCUGCCGUUACUAUAGAUUGCGAGCAUGCAUUAGUUUACAGACGUUUUCUCAACCACUCACCACACCGAGAUCAAAUCUUCGAGCC